GAAUUAGCGCUUCAAGACGCGACUAGUGCCGCAAAGAGGUUAUUCAUCACAGCUUCUACGAGAUGCUGAUUGCUGGCGGGUUUCCGUGUUUCUUUUGGCUAUUUUCGGUGAUUGGUAUUUAAAAAUAUCCGAGGCUCGUCGGGUUGGGCGUGACGAGAGCAGAAUGGCGCAGAUAGAGACGAAACAAGUUGCUGCAGGGAUUCUCACAACAAGUAGAAAGAUGGGUGCAGCCCAAAGCAAGAAGAGAAGAAAGGAGAGAAAGCGAAAGAAAAGAGUACAGAUGGGUUUGCCAAAUUUCGAUGUACCAAGGAGCGCCAGUGCCGACGUUAUCAGAACCCUGAGUCUCUCAUCUUCAUCUUGUUUUCACUGCCAGCACCCAAGUGGCAGGAGAACUUUUUCGGGUUCACUUGAAAACUCAACAAACUUUGGCUGUGAGCGUUGUCUGCAGAGUGCCUACGAUGACCUGAGAUUUCCAGGAGAUGGGUAUGACUCUUGUCCCAGCUACUCAACAUCCAAUUGUUGUUUAGGUCCUGCACACGCUGGCACUGAAAUGGAGAGAAGCACUAUGUCUUUAAACAGAAAUUUGACUGGCAACGCUUCGAGGAUUGUGCAAUCAAGAAGUCCAGAAAUGGAUGAAAUUAUAGACAUUUUAAAGCACCAUGAAAACAGGAAGAGAGAGUUAUCAUCCUUGCUGACAUCACCUCCUUCUUUAGAGAGUUCUACUGAACAAGCUGCAAGCACCACAUCACAUGGGUUGACUUCAGCGCCAUCUAUAAAAGUUAAGAACUCGCUGGCAGUGAAGUCAGAAAGCAAAAAACCAAUCACAAUUCUAGAAGAUGAAGAGUCUAGACUAGCCAGGUGGCAAAAACAAAAAGAAAUGGCUCAGCAGUUACGAACUCUGAGGAAGCACAUUCAGCUCCAAGAGGCUGAGUCUAAACAUGUUGUACCCUUCCCAGUCUGUAUGAGCCCGCUAGAGAAUGAAACUGUAAGUAACACAUCAGUUCAACCACCAGUGAAUCCCAUUGAGCAACACAACAGUUCAGAUUUAAACCCUUCAAACACUCUUGAAAAUACUCGACGAUCUUUGAGGAGCAAAUUCUCAAAAAUGCGGAACUAUCGGUAUUUAGACAAUCACCCUGUUUUAUCAAAACUUCAGAAUGAACAAAACAACAGAUUGGAGAGCAUGGAAAGAAGAAUAAAAGAAAUACGAAUCAGUGCUAUGCAAGAAGCAGAGAGGCGAAAGUUUGCAGAGAUAUUUCCUGCCAAGGAAGACAACUCAGAAAGUGAAAGGAUGUUGAGGGAGGCAAAAGAGAUGCUAGAGGAACUAAAGAGAGAGAAAAAAAAGAAACAAAUACAGGAGGAACAGAAAUCUAAAGUGCAAUUACACGGUCCUUGUACCUCUGGUAGCAGGACGGAAUCAAACCAAGACUUGAACAAUGACUCUGUGCCGGUUGAUGAUUCAGGGGAGAUUAUUCCUGUUCACAUCCUCUCAAGUCCUCGGAGAAAUACAGUGAACCGAGUAAUGUCACUGUUUCCACAGCAGAAGGUAGUUAAGAGUGAUAUUACUGUUGCCAAGCCUGGGGAACAGAACAAAAAGGCUGAUUGGUUGACUAAUGCUUGGCCUAAUAUUAACUUAAGUCAUCCUCUCACCUGGGUUCUGCUCCCGUUCCUCAUGUUUCCACUGAUCCUGAGAUUGAUCUUGUCUGUUUUCAUCAGUGGCAGUAGCACUACUGGCAAUACCAACACUGGCACCAGCAACACUGGCCAAGCCAAGCCAAAAAAGUGA
Molecule: messenger RNA, 1786 nt
Organism: Physella acuta
Lineage: Eukaryota; Metazoa; Mollusca; Gastropoda; Physidae
Source: RefSeq, a predicted model, not a curated record